Parascedosporium putredinis is the source of this 1020-nucleotide messenger RNA. NCBI's taxonomy places the organism in Eukaryota, Fungi, Ascomycota, Sordariomycetes, Microascales, Microascaceae. The record is from the annotation of a GenBank genome assembly.
AUGUCCUCGAGCCGGUCGUCAGCCUUCAAUACCCUGCGGAUGGGAGAGGUGAUCCGCGAAAAGGUCCAGGAUGGAAUAACUGGCGAGACAAGGGAGCUCCAGUAUACGCAAAGCAAGAUUGUGGGCAAUGGGUCUUUUGGCGUAGUUUUCCAAACAAAACUGUCGCCCUCUGGAGAGGAUGCCGCGAUCAAGCGCGUGCUCCAAGAUAAGCGCUUCAAGAACCGUGAGCUUCAGAUCAUGCGGAUCAAGGACGAAGUUUACCUCAACCUUGUUCAAGAAUUCGUCCCCGAGACUGUGUACAGGGCCUCACGAUUCUAUAACAAAAUGAAAACAACCAUGCCCAUCCUCGAGGUCAAGCUCUUCAUCUACCAACUCUUCCGCGCCCUCGCCUACAUCCACUCACAAGGCAUCUGCCACCGAGACAUUAAACCCCAAAACCUACUCUUGGACCCCACCUCUGGUAUCCUGAAGCUCUGUGACUUCGGUAGUGCGAAGAUACUAGUGGAAAACGAGCCCAACGUGUCGUACAUUUGCUCCAGAUACUACAGGGCGCCUGAACUGAUUUUCGGCGCCACCAACUACGCAACCAAGAUUGAUGUCUGGUCGACUGGUUGUGUGAUGGCGGAGUUGAUGCUGGGGCAGCCUCUAUUCCCUGGCGAGUCAGGAAUCGAUCAAUUAGUCGAGAUCAUCAAGGUCCUAGGCACGCCGACGAGGGAACAGAUCAGGACAAUGAACCCCAACUAUAUGGAGCACAAAUUCCCUCAGAUCAAACCCCACCCGUUCAACAAGGUUCUGAGGAAAGCUGACGCGAACGCGAUUGACCUCAUUGGCAAGCUGCUCGAGUAUACACCCACCGAGAGGUUGUCGGCGAUUGAAGCGAUGGUUCACCCCUUCUUUGACGAGUUGCGCGACCCCAAUACCAGAUUCCCCGACUUUAGACACCAGACAGGUCAGGUCCGAGACCUACCUCCGUUAUUCGAUUUCACCCGCCAUGGUAAUGCCCCUCUCUCCAAAUUCUAA